Molecule: messenger RNA, 3636 nt
Organism: Trematomus bernacchii (emerald rockcod)
Lineage: Eukaryota; Metazoa; Chordata; Actinopteri; Perciformes; Nototheniidae
Gene: esama
Product: endothelial cell adhesion molecule a
Exons: 7
Coding region: 308-1681 (457 amino acids)
Biological process (GO): homophilic cell-cell adhesion
Cellular component (GO): adherens junction; plasma membrane
Molecular function (GO): cell-cell adhesion mediator activity
Source: RefSeq, a predicted model, not a curated record
ACUCAGAGUUUUACUCGCUGGUGGAGCAGGGAGUAGCAGAUGCAGCUGAGCGUUAAGAAGAGUAGAAGAAGAAGAGUGGUUACAGACCUCCAGUGUCCGCUGUGCUGAUCCCACUCCACUGUCACCAUCUCAGCUGGGUCAGGAGGAUUCCCGCCGCUCUGUGGGACCGACCGGCUCCUCAUAUUUCCUCACCCCAAGUGUCCCUUACCUUCCGUGGCUGGCUCUGUGCUGGGCUCGGGGGGAGACACCUGCCAGACUGAGCCUGCGGCGGACAGAGUCACAGAGCCGGUGAAAGACACUAACAACCAUGGAGCUCUCCAACACUUCCAGGAAACUUCCUCUGCUUGCACUCACCUUUCUGUGGGCGCUCUCAGGUGUGUGGGCCAUGAUCCAGAUGCCCCAGUCCAGUAUGGAGGUGAUCCAGGGUCAGAUGGUGGUUCUGAGGGCCGUGUACAGCAGGGUGCCCGGCAGUGACCUGAGCCUCAACACCAUCAUCUGGAACUUCCAGACACCUGAAAUCACCCAGCUGAUCAUCUCCUACACCAAAGGCUCCAUCAGCGUGGGCAGCCCCCAGUUUAAGGGCCGCGUUGGGUUCAGCUCCAGCAUGCCCUCAGAAAACCUGUCUCUGUACAUCAACGACACGCAGGAGUCUGACUCAGGACGCUACGUCUGCCAGGUCAUCAUCCCCAGCGACCCCGGCAGCACCGCCCAGCUCACUCUGGACGUGAAGGUGCCCCCGGCGGUCCCUAAGUGCUCUGUGUCGGGGAAGCCGGUGCUGAAGGGGAACGUGACCCUGAGCUGCUCCUCCAGCUCCGGGAAGCCUCUCCCUCUGUACCGCUGGAAGAAGACCAGCCCCACCUCCCAGGUCUUCUUCUCCCCCAUGCUCAACGAGAAGACCGGCACUCUGAAGCUGAGCAACCUGAACAGCAACAUGUCAGGGAAGUACGAGUGCAGCGCCAGCAACUCCGCCGGCUCCGAGAGCUGCUCCAUCAACCUGGACAUCGUCACCUCCACUAAUGUGGGGAUGAUUGUUGGCGCCACAGUGGGCUCAGUGGUCGGCUUCAUCUUGCUCCUCCUCAUCUGCCUGUUUUUCCUGGUGAAGAGGCGGAGAGACAACGAGGACGACAUGGCUAACGAGAUCAAGGAGGACGCUCAGGCUCCUAAGCGUGUGUCCUGGGCUAAGAGUGGCAUGGGUUCAGAUAUCAUCUCUAAGAACGGGACCCUGUCCUCCAUCGGCUCCAGCCCCCACCACCAAGAGCCCCCCCACCACCACAACAACCACCACCACCUGCAGCAAUACCCGCAGCGCCCCCCCUCAGACACCGCCUCCAUCAUCACGGCCACGGGCAGCAUGGCCGGGUACCGCCCCUCCCGCCACCACGGCGCCUCCACCCCCACCCCCACCCACUACAGCUACAACAACAACAGCACCCUGCCGCGGGGGGGGGCCCUCCCCUCGGAGGCCAGCACCAACGGCAGCUCCCUCCCCAGGCCAGAGCGCUACGGCCAGCUGCCCCAGGCCCAAGUGCUCCCGCAGACCUACAGCCAGCCUCAGCACCUCCAGGCUGCCCCCGGCCCCCCACCGCUGCCCACCUCCACGGUCACUGCCUCCAACAUCGCCCGCAUGGGAGGGGUGCCCAUCAUGGUGCCUGCACAGAACCAGGCCGGAUCUCUGGUGUAAACCUGCAGCGCUGACACAAACUGUCCUGCCCCCCCCCCACACACUGUGGAGAGGGUCAGCUGCAGAUAUGUUGAAGGGGAACUCUACACCUAGCGUUAGCAGGAACACAGGAUGGAGAGCUCCACUCCACUUCCUGCUUGACUGUCAGACACAAACUGUUUUGCUUAUACGUUAGUCUUUUAUAUUCUUUCUGCACCGUAUACAUUUCAAACUGUAUACUGUAGAAAUGAUUUUCAUACAUUUGUCAAGUAUCCACUUUUCUGCUUUAUAUCAUAUCUAACAUUUCAUUUGUUUCUUUGUUUCAUAUUUUUCAAACGCUGUAUUGUACUUUUUCUCCUGCCACACAAGAAUGAAGCACAUAAUAACCGGAUAAUGACCAAGGGGGUGGGGGGGGUGGGUCUCACAGAUGAAUAUAAAAUAAUGAAGAAGAGGGCUAAGCUGUGUCCAUUAUCUUUAUAUGAACAAAACCUAAAUAGAAAAUAGAUGUUAGCACAAUAUAUCAGACAGAGGAGUGAAUGUCCGAGUCAGAGAGGGGUCAGGAGGGGUCAGGAGGGGUCAGGAGGGGUCAGGGAGGGGCUGGGUGUACAAUAUGAAGAUGUGUAUGAAUGAGUGUGUUGCUGCAGCAGAAGGACGUUAUACAUGAUACAAGUUUGGCAUUGCAAAAUAUUGUAAUCCUUUUUUUGGCUUUACUUCUGUCGGUGGUUCAGAUUAUAAAAUGCUUUCAGACUGAAUUCUUUAAACACAGAUUAGCAAAAGCCUCUUAGAAUAUUGAGCAGUAUUUAGAAAUGCAGUUUGGUGACUUUGCUGAAACACAAGUCCAAACUUUGAAUAAUUUAAAGUUGCCUGCUAAAUUUAAAUUGUAAAUAUGAUAUUUAUUUUCUUACAGCAUAGCAUAGUGUUGGCCUGUAUAGGAAAUAUAACACAGGUCCCAUGUCUGCCUGCAACACUGGAUACCGAACCAAAGAUAAGAUGGAACGCUUCGUUAUUACAUGUUUGUUUUUUUCUCUCUUUUCUUUCUAAUUCAGGUCAGUCGGAAAAAAACAGAUUUUUUUCCAAGUUACAGUAACAGGAAGCUGACACAAGUCUUUCCAAAUCAAGAUCACUAUUGUCCACGUGUUGUUCCGGAAGGUGCCUAGAUAGUGCUCUGAUACUGUUUCCUUUCAUGAGAAACACCUCCUUUAAGUUUGGGGCUUCAAAGCAACUUCCAGAAUAUGAUAAAUACAUGUGGUCUUAAUACUGCUACAGCUAGUUUCCAUCUGUAGGCACUGUGCUCAGUGAGUGAUCAUUAAGAUGAUGAACUUAUUAUGAAUGUUAGCUUUUAAAUGUAUAAUAUCUUUAUACAGAGUCAGUAUAAAUCAAAAUGGCUAAAGUCUUAAUAAUAAAUAAUGCGAAAAAUCAAUGCAUCUAUAAAACAUAAGACUUAAAAAAGUGUUAAUCAUGUUUUCUUUUCUCCACCUUGAAGUCACAAAAAUGCCUAUUGCGAUAUAAUUUGAAUUAUUUAAAGAAAGGAAAAACAGAUAUAUGUAUAAUGAUAGUGAUCAUUGUGCUGUGUCGUCAUUACACUGGAGCAUGUGUGAGCAGAGGAUGUACGUGAUGACGGCUCAGUGAGCUGCCAGGAAGCUUCGGAAGUUAUUGUUUUUUUUUAUUGUUUUUACUACAUUAAAGCCAAAUGACAAGAGUUCAUGUGGGAAGUGGUAAGGAAAUCAUUGAUAGAGCUACAUUGUUGUGAAUGGCAGUGUACAUUAUGAACAUACAAAUGUAUUCAAACAAGCCUUUAUUUUUAUACAGUGAUGUAUAAGAGCACAGAGCUCGCUGUCAGUGAGUUCCACCAUGAUGGAUUGUUCUGGAGGCCAGACGCUCCUCGUCCAUGUACAGUGUGCACUUGUAUACUCCAUAUUUAUGUUUAUGGAAAAGCUUUGUAAAACAUUUUCAAUUAAAAGAGAAAUGAUCACUUG